CUACUCUUCUCCGUCCCGCUGCCGUCCUCGCCCCGCAACGCAACUACGCGAGCGCGAGCGCCGGCCCGGGCGCCAACACGUACUCCCUUCACAAGCCACACCAAUAUACCAAGCCGCCCUCGAUUAUACUAGCGCCACCGCCCCAAUCCGCUUCGCGAAGCGAACAUAUCCCUCCCCGGCCUCGGCUCCCUCGCCUCCUCCUCCAUUCUCCUCCUUCCCUCCCUCUCUCCUCUUUCAUCCCUUCCUUGCAGUCCCCUUCUCCUCUCCUCCCGCCCCGACACCUUGUUUUUUUAUCCAUCGGUGUCGACGAGGGGAGCGACGAAGCGGAGGACGUCCCAGAUCUAGGGUUCCCCCGCUGCGUGUCCUUCGAGGAGAUAGAGAGGGUCUGCAUCAUGAGGGCCACCGGGGAGCACACAGCUGCGGUGCCCAUCCUCGUCCCGCCGCCGCCUGCUGCUGCUGCUGCUGCUGCGGCCUCUGCGACCGAGGAAGCCGAGAAGAAGAAGAACCGCCGCCGCCCCUCGCGGCGCUCCAAGCAGGCGGCCGUCGCCGCGCCGCAGGGCCCGCACGCGGACGCGGCGGGGCCGAGGUCGGUCAGAUCGAUGCCGCCCAUGCACGUUGGCAGCGGCGGCGCCGGUGUCGACGCCGAGGCAGAGGCGUCCGCGGCGGGAACGAGCCAGUCCUGCCCCCUGCUGCCCACGCCGAGUCCUACGGAGGCGCCUGCGUCGAGGGUGGACGGGGGAGCUCCGGCGAUGCGGUACUUCCAGCCUCACUGGCCUCAGCGGGCCGUGGAGGACGCCAUCAAGAGAGGGUAUGCGUUCGUGGGGAAGUUCAGGGUGAACGCUCACAACCGAAAUGAGGCGUACUGCACGAUUGAUGGCAUCCCCGUGGAUGUUCUCAUUACAGGAUUGGCACAAAACCGAGCGGUUGAAGGUGAUCAUGUUGCUAUCACACUGGACCCUGUUGCUCACUGGACCAGAAUGAAAGGUCCGAAUGUUGCAUGCAACCCUGCGAUAGGAGGAGAUUCUGUGGUCCGUGAGUUUAGUGAAACCAAUGGGAAUCAUAGUUGGAAGAAAGGACAUGCAGAUGUUGGCUGCAGGUUUGAAAAUUGCAGUAACGCUGUACCUGUUUUGGAUAGGAUGCAUCCCCCUCACAAGAACAGUGGUUUUAGUCAAGCUGUUAAUUGUGGAAAUGGGAAUGCUACUGUCCCUGAAAGGAAUGUGAAAGACUUGAAUGAUGGAAAGAGUGAGGCUGCGAGAGCAUUACAAAGGAUCUGUGCCAUGAUAUGCUCUCAUCCAAGCAGACGUCCUACUGGGAAAGUAUUAUCAGUCACUAAGAAGUCUCCGCGCCGUGAUGCCAUUGUAGGUUUCCUUGCUUCUUUCUCAGAGUUCCCUGAUGGAGAGCAGCAGAAAAAUCAGAUGGGUCUAAAGAGGAUGAACAACGUAGCAUCAUCAGUUACAGGCUUGUUUCAUCUCUUGCCUACUGACCCCAAAUUCCCUCCGAUGGUUGUGAGUUUUAGCACUUUGCCAGAUAGUGUCAUACAGAGCCUAAGGGGUGAUGCAGCUUUUGAGAAGGAAUUGGUUGCUGCACGAAUUGAUGAAUGGAAUGAGGAAAAUAUCUAUCCCUAUGCCCAUGUUAUACGGUUCUUGGGGAAGGGUGGUCAUGUUAAAACACACAUGGAUGCUAUAUUAUUUGAGAAUGCGAUAUCUGAUGCUGAGUUUUCCCCUGAGUCCUUGGCAUGUCUUCCUGACAAUUGUUGGAAGAUUCCUCAAAAAGAACUUGAAGCAAGAAAAGAUUUGAGGGAGGUCUUGUCUUUUACAAUAGACCCUCCAACUGCAUCGGAUCUUGAUGAUGCUAUAUCAAUUCAAAUACUUUCAGGAGGAACUGUCCGUGUUGGGGUUCACAUUGCAGAUGUUUCCUACUUUGUACAUCCAGAGACUGCGUUAGAUGCUGAAGCUCAAAGCCGAUCUACUAGUGUUUACACCCUGAAACGCAAAAUCUCGAUGUUGCCUUCAAGACUUUCAGAAGUGGUUUCGCUUAAUCCAGGUACAGACAGGCUUGCCUUUUCAAUUAUUUGGGAUAUUGAUCCUCAUGGUAACAUAAUUAGUCGCUGGAUUGGUCGAAGCGUCAUCUUUUCAUGCUGCAAGCUGUCAUAUGAACUUGUGCAGGAUUUGAUCUGUAAUGAAGCCAGUCAGGCUAGAUCUGCUAUUUCUUCUUUUGAAGUACAUGGUAAAUUUGAGAGAGAUGAUGUUAUCAAGUCACUUAGAGGCCUUUAUGAAGUCACGAAAAAUCUGAAGGAAGUUAGGUUCAAGGGUGGGGCUCUUUCUCUUGACACUGCAAAGCUUAUGAUCUUGUUUGAUGAGGAUGGGGCUCCAUGUGAUAGCUAUCGCUAUGUGAGGAACAAUGCAUGCUUCAUUGUUGAGGAGCUAAUGUUGUUGGCAAAUAUGUCAGCUGCAGAAAUCAUAUCUAAUGCAUUUCCUGAUUGUGCCUUACUUCGUAGGCACCCUGAACCUAAUUUGCGGAGGUUCAGAGAGUUCGAGGCAUUUUGUGCUAAGAAUGGUUUUGAAUUGGAUGCUUCAUCAUCUGGUCAACUACACCUUUCACUCUCUAGAAUAAAGGAAAAGUUGCAAGAGGAUCCUGUUAUGUUUGAUAUCCUCAUGUUUUAUGCUUCAAAGCAAAUGCAGUCAGCAGAAUACUUUUGCACAGGGGACCUGAUAAGCAAGAAAGAUGAUUGGGCACAUUAUGCGCUGUCUGUCCCUUUGUAUACACACUUCACUUCACCACUUCGAAGAUAUCCUGAUAUAAUUGUUCACAGGACUCUGAAUGCGGUGAUUGAGGCUGAACAAGUGUAUAUAAAGCAAAAGAAAUUUUCCACAGGCCGGAAUGGAGUCAAAGCCUCUUGUGAAUUGAUGGAUAGAUGUUUUACAGGCCUCCAGUUGUGCAAGGAUGCUACUGAAUCUGAAGAAGGAAAAAAAGUACUUUCUGCUGCAGCUAAGAAAUUUAAGGUUCCUUACUCUGAAAAUCUCGGGGAGAUCGCUGAACACUGUAAUGAAAGAAAGUGGGCUGGUCGCCGUGCAGAAGAUGCUGGACAGAAGCUCUACAUGUGGGCUCUGAUAAAGAACAAAGAGGUCGUGGUCUGCAAUGCUAGAGUUCUGGGGCUUGGACCCAGAUUCAUGUCAGUUUAUGUGCCCAAGCUUGCGAUGGAACGAAGGAUAUAUUAUGAUGAAGUUGAGGGCUUGUCAGUUGAAUGGUUAGAAGCCACUGGAACGUUAGUGCUUGAUGCAUGCUGGAACAAGCCUGCUCAAAGGAGGGGAACUUAUCAGAUGAAGUGCAGGCCAAUUGAGGAAGUUGCGAUGGUGGUGAACCCUUCAGAGUUGUCUGAAGAAGAUGAGGAAUCAGGGGCAGCAGAAGCUAGCGGCUGCACUGCCAAGUCUGUUUUGUUGAGUGGCGAUGCAGUGAAAACUCAGACCGCUCCAGCUGUUCUGCCCUUGGUGAUACAUUACCUGAGUGACAUCCCUGUGGUUCUUCAUGCAAUUGGUGGUGAGGAUUGUGCGGUGGACAUUGGAGUAAGACUGUACAUGGCGUCAUACUUCGAGUUAUAGGAAACCACCUGUCAUGAUAGGAAAUAGUCGGUCGAUUUUCAACAGUUUCUCAGUCGAAUGAAAGUAAUAAAAUGAUGGUAGGCAAAUUCCAACUUAGUGCUGUAGAUAUUUCAUUCAUGUUCCAGCGCAGAAAAAGAAAACCCCAACCCCUAUCCAUUCUUGAACGCCCUGUGACAUUUGAGGGUUUGCUCGAGAGUCAAGUGGCUUCCGUUUUUAUUCCCAGGCUGCUUGAUGAGGACUGAGGUACCAGAAUGGUGGAAGAGGGGAGUCUACAUUAGUGCCGCACUAUUUUAAUAGUCUCUUCAAUGAUUUUCUGCUAGCUUGUGAAACCACCUGAAGUAUUUUUUUUACUGGUGGGUUCGCUCAGAUGUUGAAGCUGGUGUUUUGUUACUUCGGAUAAUAAAAGUCUCUUUGGUAACUGUCUAUUGCUGUCGUUUGUGUAGUUGUGUUUUCUCGAGGUAUAUGGUGCAGUAUUGCAGUGCU
Messenger RNA from Sorghum bicolor (sorghum), 4082 nucleotides. Its product is annotated as DIS3-like exonuclease 2. Gene Ontology annotation, cellular component: P-body; exosome (RNase complex). The record is from RefSeq and is a predicted model, not a curated record. NCBI's taxonomy places the organism in Eukaryota, Viridiplantae, Streptophyta, Magnoliopsida, Poales, Poaceae. Bases 393 to 3599 code for a protein of 1068 amino acids. Gene Ontology annotation, molecular function: RNA binding; 3'-5'-RNA exonuclease activity. The transcript has 6 exons.